Messenger RNA from Helicoverpa zea (corn earworm), 4077 nucleotides. RefSeq lists its product as uncharacterized. The coding region runs from base 129 to 3737 and encodes 1202 amino acids. NCBI's taxonomy places the organism in Eukaryota, Metazoa, Arthropoda, Insecta, Lepidoptera, Noctuidae. The record is from RefSeq and is a predicted model, not a curated record. The transcript has 16 exons.
AACAAACGUCAAAAAUCUGUGUUUGGGAAGUUUGAAAUUUCCAGUAAACUGACAAAUUAAUUCGCAUAAAAUUAGAAUGUAGGCACAAUUUCUGAUACAGGUUAAUAUAAAAUAGUCAAAACAAUAAAAUGGAAAGUGGCGUUACGAAAGAAUUUUCGCCAGCUCUGGCAGAAACUCAAAAUGUUACGAACACAGAGUCUGCGGAUUCUUUUCAAUCAUUCAUUUACGAAUUGUUUGAAAAGAAUGGUAUACUCAACGAUUUACGAGCGUACUUACGUGGCCAUAUCGUAAAUGUAUUAAAAAGUGCCCAAACCGGUGACCCACCUCCCUGUCAGAAACAUUUCACACAACGUCUGGAGCUAACUUAUCAAGCACUGAAUAUUCUCAUAGCUGAAUACCUGCUGCGUCUAGAGUUCACGUACAGUUUCUCCGUGUUUAUAUCAGAGAUACCAUUGGCUAACAUGGUGUUUGGGUUCGCAAAGUCCCUCAUGGAACGGACAGAAGAAAAUAAAGCGGAGAUGAGGUUCAGAGACACAGAUGUUUGGUCUAUCCUCAAUUACUUAGGAGUGCAGUGUGAUUCAGAACACGCGUCAAACAUUUUCGAAAUGUAUAAAAAUGACAAACAACAACCCUUGUUGCUCUGCAUACUGAAAUGUAUGCCCAUGUACAAAGAGUAUAUACCAGCUACUGCAAUCGCAUCAGAUGAGUCACUAUCCAGUGCCAAAACGUUAAUCAGUGUCGAGAACAAAGACCCGCCGAGUUUGGAAACUUGCAAACACUAUGUCUACUGCAAGAGUUGUCAGAAUCGCAUGUACAGGCUUAAGGAGUUGAGUAAGAAGAAGAAGAAGUGUUUUGCGAAGAUGUUCCAACAACUGAAGUCGGUAUACGAGACAGAAGUAGAGAUGGUGAAGGUGGAAGAGGAGAACAAGGUGAAGCGCUCCAUGGCAUCGCAUGCACUGCAGCUGCAGAAGAAACGGGACGAGAUGGAGGAGACAUUCAAGGCUCGUGAGGCUGAACUGGAACGAACCGUCCAACAGAAGAAGCGGUUCCUGUGGGGGCUAGCGCGAGCCCUGCGCGACCAGCACGAGCACAUGACGCGCGCCAUGCACGACGUGCGCGCUGAGACACAGCGCCUCUCUGUCAAGGAAGACAGUCUAAAAUCUCAACUGGCGGAAGCCGAACAGAUUCUAAAGAAACGCGGCGAAGAAAUGCGCGCCCAGAUAUCUAACGAGCUCACUAUACUCGAAGGACACUUAGAAUCUAUGAAACAAGAGAGGGAAAACAUAACCAAAGAACGUUUAGAACUCGAAAACAUGAAAACCGUUCAGGAAUCGAAUAGCAAAUUAAUAAAAGUGCACAAUAUGGAAAGUGAAACUGUACAUUCGCAUUACAACCUACUCAAAGAUGAGCUAGCGAUACUGCGAAAGUAUUUAGAGUCUUCGAAAUUGACCCCCAAAUGUGUUAUAGAAAGGGGUACAAUUACCGAACACAGUGCUUCAACGUCGAGAUUGAACGAAACGUUGAAUAAUAGCCAGCUGAAUGAUAAAUGUUCGAAGAGCGAAGAUUUUGAAGACAGGUUGAAGACGACUCAAGUCGUCAAUGAUUUUAGGAAGAAGAAUGUUAAUUUUAGUCAGUCGAAUUUAGAUGAGAUUUACCACGAGAGGGCUCGCGAGCGCAGCCGGUCGUCGGCGUCUAGCGAGGCGGGGGACACUGCGGCCCCUGACCUUGACCUCGACAGGGGGGGUGAACGUGACCUUAUACAGCGGCUUAGAGAGGAGAAUGAAAGACUUAAAGCGAUCGCUGCUCAGCAAAGUCGUCAGAUCGAGCAGCUGUCGGCGAGCGCGGCCACGCAGCUGACGCGUCCGCGCACCGCGCCGCCUGUGCCGGCGCCCGCGCAACCUGUCUACAACGUAAACACAAGCGCUAGCGUGAACACAGUGAGCUUCGGGUGGCGCAAGGGCGCCGGCGAAGAGCUCAGCAUGUUCAGCGACGCGCAACCACGCAUCGUGCUGCCCGGCGACACGCUGCCCUUCAUCGGCGUACUGCGCGACACGCAUCCUACUGCCAGGAGGCCGCCGCUGGGGCAGAGCCGCGCGGGCCGCACUCGCGCGUGCUGGCCGCUCGCGGGCGUCACCAAGCGAAACGUGUCGCCGCUCAAAGAGAGACGCCCUGCAGGCACCAGCGGGUUGUGUCUGCGAGUGAGCGGCGCGGGUCGCAUGCCGAUCGCAUCGUGUUCGGUACAGCCGCAAGACGAGGGCUACCACCGGUCUAUACGAGUGCAACAACGUUCACGGCCGACACUGUCCAUAGAGAAAAAUCGUAACCGCGAGAAAAGCCCCAAAUCCUUACUAAGAGAGGCCAAAGAGAGACUCAGGAAUAAAGAGAGCAGUUACCGCGGCAGUCCGCCAGCGGUUCGUGACAAGAGUCCCAACGCGGUGCUGCGCGAGGCCAAGAUGCGUCUUCGCAAGCUCGAGAUCGAGGCCGAAGCCGUCGAGAAGUCAUACCUCGACUUCCGACGGAAGCAGUCUCAGCAGCGCCUUGAGAGGAGUAGGAUGCAGCAUGAAACUGCUGCUACAGAGAGAAACAGGAACAUUGAUGUGAAACGAAGCCGAUCAGAGGAGCAUUUGGAUGAAAACACCAAAAACGAAAUAGUCGCACAGUUUACCGACUUGAAGAACUCUGUGCGCAACGACUUCGACAAUUACAUCCGUGAGUACAAGAACAGGUUUGACAUCGGGGAGACGCACUUUAGGAUUAAACCUUCAGUUGUGGAGAAAGUGAAGCCGAUCCCCAAAGCGUACUGCGGCAUCAGUGAGUACAGCCACAAGGACGAGCGCGGCAAGUACCUCGACACGCCGCUCGCGGAGUUCCGCAAGAUGUACGCGAGCCAGCCGCGUCCGCACAGCGCCUCCUCCGACCGCUCGCCCGUCCGCGACCACUCCGGACACUCCGGACACUCCGGCGACCAGAUCAAGCAACUGUCCGCGCGCACCGAGGCGCUCAAAAAAGCCAAGAACAACAAACAAGCUGAACUAGAACUGUUAAAACAAAAUAUCACCAAAAUGUACAACUUGUCCCCCGACGACGACUCCGCCUUAGACUUGAGGAGCGACAAGGACACCAGUCAAGCAAUGAUGAAAGGCUCGGAGGAGAACCUACUGAGAGUGGAGGUAGAAAGUAUCAGUGAGAUCGACAACAUCAAGUCGCAGACGCAGGAACUGUUGCUCGUGGUGCAGAGUUCAGUGAACCCGCGCGAGAUGACGCUGACGGGGCGGGAGGCACCAGGGGAGGUGCAGUCUGCGGUGAUGACCAUCAUCGUCAGCCCCAAGUGCAGCGAGUCGCAAAGUCCAGUGCCCACCCCCGAGCACAGCCCCGCACGAGGCCCCGGCCGCAGCUCGAGCCGCAGCCCCGCGCGAGGCGCCGCGGGCGGCACGUGCGCGGCGGGCGGGGAGGGCGGCUCGCCGGAGCAGGCGGCGCAGCUCACACGUAACGAUGUCCUCGACGCCAUCUUCCACGCCGACCCCACCGACCACAUCUCCAGCGUACAAAUGCAACUCGAACUCUCUAAAGACAUUCUAGACGACUCCGCGAGCGGCGAGUACGAUAAGGGCGAGUAUCCGGACGACUUUUCGGCCGACGUAGACAAUUACAACAGCCGCUCGGAUUACGAUCAGAACUCGCCCAUAUCUCUGCCCAAAACGUCCGAGGAUGACAACGAUAACUUUUGGGACACGUAGAAGCACCACGGUGCGGGUCAGCGGUUUGAAAAACAAAGCUAUUCAGAUAUGUAUACCACUUACCCGGUACUUAAGUCUCUAGUUUGUAUGAAGAUAUACAUCGGCACUGUACCCCCAAUGUUCUAUACCCGAGCUUAACAAUUCUCGUUUCCUGUGACGAAAUAUAAUCAAAGCUCUCUGGUAGAAAACAGUGCGUGUAGCAAUACUGGAUGUACAAAUAACACUUUUGCAUCGUCUUAGCACAAUUUAAAGAGUCGUGUCGACUCGUCAAGCCUCGAAUGAAACAAGUGUCAAAAUUAAUUUGUUGUAAAUUUAAAAAUAAAAACAACAGUAAAAAGAA